AUAGAAUGAGAUGGAGUUAUGAUUCUAGAAUAAAAAGGAAUGGAAAGAUUGAUAGAAAAGUAUGAUUAUGUUAAUUGUACUGAUGAUACCAAAUUAGCCUUUGAAGCAGAACUCAAAAACCUUAAUAAAGAUGAGCUGGCAGAAAAGUUGAUAUUGUCUGACUUUAAGAACAUUAUGAAUGUCUUCAUCAAGAAGAUUUGUGUACCAGAAUAUGCUGUGAAAGUAUCAAGAAAUUCAACAGGAAGAUGUAUGGCCAUAGGUACUUGCCAGUGUAUCUGUAGAAUAACAGAAAAAAGUAUUGAAAAUGGCAGAAUACCACAGUCAGAUGGUCAUGACUGUUUGUUUGAUCUCUAUUUAGCCGUCAUACAUGCUGGACCUGGAACCUCACAUUAUGAAGUUAUGGAAAAGAUAGAAAAAACUGCUGAAAUGAAGGAAUUUCUGAAGAAUUUGAAAGGUGAAAAAUUGAAAGAAAUGGCCUUAGCUGUGAAGGAUCAGAAAUAUAUUAAAGAAGACAUGGAUAUGAAAAGUUACACAAGGCUGCUGAACUCGUACAUACCGCGCAUUCCUAAUGCAUUUGCAAAAAGCAGAGAAGAUUCUAGAGACCUGGCAGUAUGGAAUGUUUUCCUGGAUUUAUACCUUUUCUACCUCCUUCACACAGGAGAUGUUCCAGAUGAAUUACAUGGAACUCUGAAUAGUUGUGCCAGUACCUUUUCUAACCUCUAUGACAGAAAUCCAUAUAAAGGAUAUCCAGACCUUAAGGUUAUUGGCCAACACAUGAAGAAAAUAUCCACUUUUAUUACUUCUCCUGUCUUCCCAAGAGGUAGUCAACUGAAACAAGCCAAAAAAUAUGUAGACAAUUUUACCAGUAUGGAAAGUGACCAGAUAGAAGCUUUAUGGCCAGACUUGAUGACUUUGUUUAAACAUAUUUCUUUGUCUAAAAAAGCUAAAGAAAUGUAUGCAGUGUUAGAGAGUUUCAAAUCUUUGUUUGAGAAAUUGGGUGAUAAGGUUAUUGAGAAAAAUCAUAAAAUAUUUGAAUGCUGGAUAGAAACGGUUAAUACAAUUCUAGAAAAGAUUGAAGAUGCCAGUCUGCUUGAUAAAAUGAUAUCUAGAAUGAUUUAUGAUCUGAAUAAGAAGUACAAACCAGCAAAAGGAGAUGAAAAGUAUUGGUUUCCACUUGUCAAAGCUAUGUGGCUGGUUCCAACAAAAGAGAUGCAAUAUAAUGUUAAGACUAUCCUUAAUGAUACUAAAUUCAAAAGAAUGUGGAAUUGGAAGGAAAAUAUCCAUCAAGCAAAAGAAAUGAUAGCAAAUGUAGAGAAAGUAGAGCUUCCAACAGAAGGAGAAGACAGGGAUCAAAGAGAUGUAAAUUCUGAAUGUGGGAAUGCUGUCAAAGAACUUAUUAAAAUGUUGAAAAUACAGAAACUAGAACACCACAUCAUGCCAGAUAUUGGAAGAGUGUCUAUGACCCACAUGGAGAAGGGAACUGUCCUCUCUAAUAGUAUGGUGACACAAUUUAGUGGAGAAAUCGACUUUCAGAAAUGUACAGAGGUUAUCCCAAAGAUAGCAAUGCGCCUUGAACCACUCGUAAAAAAUGUUGACUAUCCACGGGCAGAUGGUUGGUGUAGUGGUAAUUGCAUUGAAUUAUUUAAAUGCUUAAUAGAACCAUACAAGUCAUCAGAAGAUAUACCAAAUGAAGUAAACCAGGUUGUAAUUAGAAUUCUGGAGUUUUGUAUGGAGGAUGACAGAGAGAUGAUCCAUAUAGAAGAUGGAAGACAAACCAUUUGGGGAGUUCUUAUACAGAUUUCUAUUAUGUUUAUUGCUAAGCAUUGUAAUGGAGGUACUGGUCAAGUCUGUAUACCAAUUCUGAAGGGAUUAAUGAAGUUUCGACAUGCAGAGGAAGAAUUCUUAAGGUCAGCUUGUAAAAAUAACAUGCAGAUUGUUGGUAAUCUAUGUCCUGAAGUAUGUUCGGACUUCUUUGGAUCUUUAUUAGAUUGGUAUAUAGAAGAACCAUCCAUGGAUUUGAUGCAGAUAUUUCAUAGAAUAAUUGAGAUUAAUCCUGAUGCGUUGAAAAAUAGAAUGGAUGAAUUCCUAGAUGCUUGUAAAGAGGACAGAGGAACAUAUAUAAUGCAGAUUCAAGUAUUUUAUGGUCUGUCCAAUAAACAUCCAAAGAUGAUAACAGAAAAAGUGGUGGAAUUAUUAAUGGAUAAUCAUUAUGAUGAUGGGAAUAUUAGAAUACAGGUCUUGAUGACUAUAGAGAAAGCUACAAAAGUCAACCCUAAAGUGUUUGAGAAAUAUAUAGACAAACUGAUGGCAGAGGACACAAAGCCACUGGAACAGCAUUUUGUUAAUGGUAUCCUAGUAAAUGUAGCAAAAACCAUUGAGAGGUUCAGAAAUCCAGUAUUCAAGUACCUAAUGGGUGUUCUGAAGGUAGCAAAAGAUGAUACUCAGCUUUCAAGUACAUUGACAGGUCUACAAGAUUUAUGUGGAAAAUAUGGACCUGAAAUGUUUGGACAACACAAGGAAUAUCUUGUAGAGAGAAGAGAUACUGAAGAGAAAACAACUAUUAAGGGACAGUUUUCUGCCUUGGUAGACCAGAUAGAAGGAAGGAGUUUGGAAACAGUUGUCCAAGAUGUGAAAGAAACUAAGGAGGAUGUGGAACAAUUAGACCAAAGAGUGACCGGUACAGAGGUAGCUGUAGUAGGUCUGACCACUCGAGUGGAUGAACAUGAUGAAAACAUUGAGGAAUUAGGGGAGGGGCUUGAUACUGUCACUCAGAGGGUGGACUUUGCUGAAAAAGAUAUUGAGGAGACUAAAAUUAAAGUGGAGGAAGUUGACAUGAAGACAAUGACCAAUGCACCUCGAUGGUCAAGAGAUUUGACAAAGUUGAUGAAUCCAUCAGCUGAACAUGAUUGGAGAUUACUGGCCCAACGUCUUGGAUAUAGUAACGAUGACAUCAGAGCGUGGGCAUCACAACAUGAUCCAUGUAUGGCUGUUCUCAGUGAAUGGUAUGCUACACACAAAACAAGGGAGGCAAACUAUGCUGUAUUAACAGCCUUACAGGAAAUGAACCGAAUGGAUGGUGCUGCUAUUGUGGAAAAUGCAAUGAAGGCUGUAGCUGAUGUUGUAGAAGAUGAAGAAGUAGAUUACGCCUCCCCUCCUGCUGUGUUCCUUAGUUACCAGUGGGGUCAUCAGGAUGAGGUCAAACUUAUCCGUAACCACCUACAAAUGGCAGGAUAUGAAUGUUGGAUGGACAUUGGUCAGAUGGGAGGAGGAGAUAAAUUAUUUGAGAAAAUUGACAAUGGUAUCAGAGGAGCAAAAGUCAUCAUUUGUUGUGUGUCAGAAAAAUAUGCACAGUCUCCAAAUUGUAAUAGAGAGGUAAAUUUAUCUGUAAGCUUAGGUAAGCCAAUGAUACCUCUGCUAAUGGAGAAAAUGGGUUGGCCACCAAAAGGAUCUAUGGGACCUAUCUUCAGCGAGUAUCUUUUUGUCAGGUUUUUCCAGCGAUCUGGAGAAGAGACUGAAGAUAACAGAUUUUGGCCUGUUGCCAAGUUCCAGGAAAUGCUGAUGCAGCUGAAUUGUUAUGGUAUUCUGCCUGAUGAAACAUUGAUUGAUGAUACGUAUAAAGAUUGGUGGAUACCAGUACAAGAAAUUAUAGUAAUAGAUAAAACAAAGAAAAAACAGAACCAGUCUCAAUCCAAACAGACAGGAAUCCCAGACCAGGAAAAGAAGUGUCCAGAAGUCUUUAUAUCCUACCAAUGGGGUAAACAGAAAGAGAUUAUAGCCCUUUACCAAAGAUUGACUGAGUUUGGUUUGAGUUGCUGGAUGGACAUUUAUCAAAUGGGUGGUGGAGACUCCUUGUAUGAGAAAAUAGACUCUGGUGUACGAGGUUGUAAAGUAGUUCUAACAUGCAUCACACAGAAGUAUUCCCUGUCUGCCAACUGUCGAAGGGAAGUCAGUUUGGCUGAUGCUUUGAAGAAACCAAUUAUACCAUUGCUAUUAGAGAAAAUGGAUUGGCCACCUUCUGGACCAAUGAGUAUGGUCUUUACUCAGCUCUUGUUUAUCAACUUUUAUCGUGCUGAAGAAGUACAAAUGACAUGGACUGGACCAAAAUUUGAUGAGUUAAUGGACAAAAUUGGACUGCAUAUUCCAGUGAAUAUUUCAAAUGAAGAAAAUGAGGAUGAAAAAUGUAUAGAGUACAGUCAACAUUCUAUUCAACAGAUUGACAAUAAUAAAUCAGAUGAAAUUGACAAUGAGAGAAAACUUGCCAACCAGAAUACAGUUCCAAGAUCUGUCAGUUCUGAAAUUACCAGAAGUGCAGGUCGUCCACAACCAACAGAUAACAAGCCAUCGCCUGUAAUACAACCCAAACCUGUGGCUGUGAGCCACGUGCACACAAAUGCUGAAUCGUCACCUACAAAACAGAAAAUUGAGCAACAACAUAAAGGUUCUCAAAACAAGGAAAAAACACAAUCUCAAGAAAAUAACAAACCACAGGAACAAAAAUCUAAAUCUUGUACUGUUUUAUAGAACCAUUACAAUUUUCAUAUACAGCUUAUAAUUAAUUUAGACAGGCUAAUAUAUUUUCUUGUAGGCUUUGUUAGGGUGGGAUAAAUACUAUCAUUUUAACUGACAAUGUAAAAUCAUGAUUUUGUUCAUUCUUGAUGAUAAAGGCACACAUAUUUUUUUUUAGUUUUCAGUAUAUGCUCUUUUCUUUGUUUGCAGAGGAAUUCCUAAGUUUACCAAAUUUGUGUUCCAAGUUCUGUAAUCGCAUUUUUAUAUUCACAGUGAUCAUGUGGUCAGUUUUUAUUCAGAUUCCUAAAUAUAUUAAUUAACACUGUUGCUUUGUUUUAAGUUUGAAAGAUGUUUGCCUAAUAUCUUAAAGGGGCACUAGCUGUCAAAUUCAUGUUCACUGAUUUGACUCAAAUUCUCAUAUUUGAUUUCUAACAUACUAAAACGUAUAUCCAAUUUAUAGAAAGUCUAAAAUGAACAAAUUGCAAUGCAUAGGCUCGAUAAUAUGUAUCAACAUUUCGUGUGUAUUUUAGUCUAGACGCCAUCUAAUUAACCAUUGUGGUGACCUCCGAAGACUGCCGAUGGUCAUAUAACCUGAUAUAAACAUAAAUGUAGAUAUAGGUAGAUAGCGAACUUGUGCAAUUGGAUUUUUCUAGGUCUGUUUGAUUUCAUAUUAUAGGUUGAAAAUAUAUGUAAAUCAUUGUUUUUACCUGUAUAAGUAUGAGUUUUUGUGGAUCAAAUCAGUCAAAUCAAAUGGUUAACGCUUGUUUCACUUUCAAUGUUGACAUUCUUUUCCUUUUAAUUACUGAACACGCCAAUUCAUGCGUAACCCAUCUCAUAAGGGGUUAAAUUGAAUUUCACAUGAAUACAGAUUCAAUGAGGUCGAAAUAUUCACUUGCAAAUGAAUAAUUCAACAGCGAUGUUUCUAAGCUUAAUUUGACAAAAUUGAACCAAACUGGCUUCUAAAAGCUAAUUAUUAUUUCACUAUUUCACUUUUAUUAAUGAUUGAACAAAAAAAAUCCUAUUAUAUUUUUUUUUUAUAUCUCAUAGCUAAUGCCCCUUUAAAAACUAUAAUAGAUGGAUGGAAAUGCUAUAAGCAAAAAUGGACAACAAAACAAGAUUUAUAUUAAGGUCAAGGUGCCUGAUUGUCAGUUGACUCUUUAUAGUUGUUGCAAUUAGAAGAUGAUUUUUACCAAUUUUUUGCCUUAUUGCCUAUUUUUUUUUUUUGAAUUAUAAUAGAUAAAGUGAAACUUUUGAUAGCAAAAAUUGUCCACAAGACAAGAUCUACAAACAGGUUCAUAUUGAUGAAAUUGUUGGUCAACUUUUAAUUCCAGUUAUAGCCCUUAAAUGACAGUUUUUACAAUUUUUUGGCAUGAGAAGGACAAGAUAUACAAAUAUGUCAGCAUGGCAAUAUAUGUCCUUAAUUAAGUUUAUUGAAACUUUCUCACAAUCUUAACCAUAUAAUUCUUUUAUAAACCUCUAAUUUGCUUUGUGAUCCAAAUCAUUUUUGGGGUUUCCCUUACCAAAGCACUUACCUUACCAAUCACUUUAAUUGGGGGGUACCCAUUUUGUAUCUGCAACUCCUCCUAGACAGACCCUUUAUAACAUGUAUUGAAACUUUCUCAUAAUCUUUACCAUAUAAUGCUAUUGUGCACUUUCUAUUUUGCUUAUUUUAUAUGAAUAAUUUUCAGAGUGUGAGCUGUGCUCACAAAAUCUCACAGUACCUCUUGUUUAUUUCUUGUUAUACAAAUAAAUGUUAAUUUUCUAUAUGUGAUAUCUAGUUACUUAUACAUAUGUUUCUUUAUAUUAAUGCAAUAUUUUUUUUUAUGCAUGUAAUAGUUAUAUUUUAUAAAAAAUUAAUAAAAUGA
Messenger RNA from Mytilus californianus (California mussel), 6371 nucleotides. RefSeq lists its product as uncharacterized. The transcript has 23 exons. Gene Ontology annotation, biological process: signal transduction. Gene Ontology annotation, molecular function: protein binding. Lineage: Eukaryota; Metazoa; Mollusca; Bivalvia; Mytilida; Mytilidae. The record is from RefSeq and is a predicted model, not a curated record. Bases 40 to 4521 code for a protein of 1493 amino acids.